UCUGUCCCCCUCCAUACCGCUACUCUCCAAGGCUUCACUGCCUGCCUGCAUGUUCUUCUGCGAGCGGGUGCGGAUGUGAACGCUCAAGGUUACGAUGGCUUGACUGCGCUUCACCAGGCGUGUCACUCUGGAAACGUUGAUGCCGCCAAACUCAUCAUCGCCGCGGGUGCGAAUUUGGAAGCGAGGACUCGGAGUCGACAGGGUACCACCCCGCUG
Messenger RNA from Aureococcus anophagefferens, 216 nucleotides. RefSeq lists its product as hypothetical. The transcript has a single exon. NCBI's taxonomy places the organism in Eukaryota, Pelagophyceae, Pelagomonadales, Pelagomonadaceae. The annotation marks the transcript as partial. The record is from RefSeq and is a predicted model, not a curated record. Gene Ontology annotation, molecular function: protein binding.